AUGGCAGAGACAGUGGCCGAGGACAAGGUCCCUGAUGCAGCUGUGGAACAUUGCGGCUUUGUACAGUCUCCCAGCUGUCCCAAUUACGUUGCAGCUGAAGUGAUACUGAGACUGCACACUGAAGACAGAGGCAGCCCCAAGGCACGGCUCACAGAAGUGUCCUACUACUUCAUGCAGACCAUGUGGUCCAGCUGGACGUGUGAGCCUUAUGAGUGCUACUGUGCAUUUCAUGAGAGUUCCUGUCUCCAUACCAAGAAUUUUUCCCAAGAUCCUACAGAAGAACACAACCCUGAAGCCCUGCAGGAUACCCUCACAUGCUGGAAGGUCAGCCUGACAGGACCGAUGGCAACAAUAACCCGAUGA
This is a messenger RNA of Xyrichtys novacula (pearly razorfish), 363 nucleotides long. The record is from the annotation of a GenBank genome assembly. NCBI's taxonomy places the organism in Eukaryota, Metazoa, Chordata, Actinopteri, Labriformes, Labridae.